This is a messenger RNA of Sesamum indicum (sesame), 2324 nucleotides long. The record is from RefSeq and is a predicted model, not a curated record. NCBI's taxonomy places the organism in Eukaryota, Viridiplantae, Streptophyta, Magnoliopsida, Lamiales, Pedaliaceae.
GGGGCCUGCAGCAGCACUCGUACAAACCUCUUACAGGCACACGCACUCUUGCCCCUACUAUUACAGUAGAAUUCGUGAUUUUUUAUGCAAUCCAAAGUUUUUGUCUCUUUCACGCACACGCACUCUCUUUGUUUUUCAACGCAAUCACCGCCAUUUUCAGCGGGAAAUUCGCAAGAAAUUCCGAUUUCAAUUCACCCCAUUUUGAGUAGCAGCGGUUUCGUGACUCCACGAACUAGAAACAGGGGCUGUUGAGGCUGUGUUUCUUUUGCCAGGGUUUCUAUGAGGGUCGAGUGUUGAUGUUUGAAGAUUUCAAUUCAGUUUAUGCUGUGAUUACGGAGAGGUUUUAUGAGAAUCCAAGAUUUAUGGUGGCUUUGAAAGUCUUAUGACUGCGUGUUUUGGGUUAUUUGUGUUGUACGAUUACCGUAGGCGAACUUAAUUUAUGUGGUUUGUGUCUUGAUUGCGUGAUCUUUCGAGUCAGCGUAAAGUUUGAUUUUUUGCGGGAAGGGACGGAGAAUAAUCGAAGUUUGUCAAUUUUAGAUUGAUUUUGAUGGCUCAGUCCAAUCUGAAGCAACAGAUGAGUCAGACUCUUAAUGUUGGGGGUCCUCACUCGCGCUCCUUAUCUCAACCCAUCUUUUUUGCGACUAAUUGUUUGCCCCCAUUAAGCCCUUUUCCUCCUAGCGAGUCUUCUCUGGCCUCUUCAAAUUCGAAUUUGAAGGAUGCGUCUAUGGAGGAUGUAGAUGUUAGUUCGCGAGUGGCUCCUUCAUUUUCCAGGGAAAAUCCUUUUCGAGGCAAUGAGAAUCUUCCCCCUCGUAGAGGGCACCGCCGGUCAAACAGUGAUGUUCCAUUGGGAUUCUCUGAUAUGAUUCAGUCAUCACCGCAGUUGGUUCCCAUAAGCAGCCAGGGUAAUUUGGGGAGAAUGGUUAAUAUGAGAGAAACUUCAGGAAAUGAGAAGCCCAUUGAGCUGCGAAGACGAGAAAUGGAUACGGUUGGUUAUAGCAAGGGCAGUGUUGAGGGAAUUGGUGAUAUAAAAUCCGAGGGAGAGGUUGUGGAUGACUUGUUUAACUCGUUAAUGAAUUUGGAUCAAGUGGAUGCUUUGCACUCAUCUGGUAUGGAGGAUAAAGAGAAAGACCGCCCCAUUUGUCGAACCAAGAUAGGUGGGGGUGAGAGCAGCAAUAAUGAGUCAGAGAGCGUGUCAAGGAAUGGCAUGACUCCUAGGGAAGGAGUGAAAAGAAGUGCUACUGGAGAGAUUGCACCCCCACCUCGGCAUUACAGGAGUCUUUCGAUGGAUAGUGCUAUGGAGAAAAUUUGUCUAGGCGAUCAGUCACCAAACUUGCAGACCUCCCUUUGUAAUCGAGUGGAUCAGCUCUCACCAAGCAAUUCCAUCAGCGAAAAUUCAGCUAAGUUCAACUUUGACUUUGGACAUGGUGAAUUUAAUGAUAUUGAGCUGAAAAAGAUUAUGGCAGAUGAGAGGCUUGCAGAAAUUGCCAUGUCAGACCCAAAGCGUGCAAAGAGGAUAUUGGCAAACCGGCAGUCAGCUGCUCGGUCUAAGGAGCGGAAGUUGCGGUACAUCUCAGAAUUGGAACACAAGGUACAAACUCUGCAAACAGAAGCCACCACGCUGUCAGCCCAAGUUACUAUGCUUGAGAAAGAAUAUGCUGAGUUGACCAGUCAGAAUAAUGAGUUGAAAUUCCGGGUUCAAGCUAUGGAGCAACAGGCACAGCUAAGAGAUGCUUUACAUGAGGCAUUGACUGCGGAAGUUCAACGUUUAAAGCUUGCAAAUAUGGAGCUUAGAGAUGAGAGAAGAACACCAAAUGGGAUGGCUCAGCAAGUAACUAUGAAGCAGCACGUGUUCUCCAUGCAGCAUCAGCAACCUAAUCAAAUGCAACGAUUAUCAGCGCCAACAUCUACAACCUCGACUACAACUUCAACAGCGCCUACCUCAGCAUAGCAACUCAUGUCCGAGAAUGGAGAUGCUCAAAUUUAAUAGGACUCCUACACAGUAUCUGGUGAUGCAGAUGUUACAGUAUUCAGGCGGCUUCGUUUAGACUACUACAGCAUAUAUAUUUGUUUAUAUUCAUUUCAAAUUACUUAGAGCAUUAUAAUUUCAUACAUUGAAUUGCUUUCUGAUAUACAUAAAAGGUAAAACUACAGUAUUAGGAGUUGAAGUUAAAGCUGAAGUUGUUUCGUUUUUCUUUAAUGUUGCCUAUGGAGGUAUGGGGACUAGUUGUGUACUUUCCGUUACUGCAACAUGUUAGGCCCAUUUGUAUGAUUUUGACUGCAAAGUGUUUGAUUUCUUGAUUUAGAAUUACCCGAUUACCCGUCUA